AUGGCCGAGCACCGUGUCGACGUGCCGUUCCUGGACGCGGGUCUCGCGUCCGAGCCCGAUUCCCACUAUUCCGGUCUCUUGAUCCAGAGAGAUGCAGCCGAAAGCGGCGCGAUACUCGAGCGCAGCCAUACGGCCGGGCGCCCGCUCGCGCUGCUGCUCCACGGCAUGGGAUCCCACAAGAACGCCGUCUUUUUCAAGCCGCUCGCGCACGCGCUGCCGAUCGACUCGUAUCGCUUCGACCACCGCGGCGAGGGCGAGUCGCCGGGCGAGUGGACGAAUGGCCAGUACGAUACCUAUGCGGCGGAAGUCGCGCACGUCGUCGAGUACCUUGUCACGCGCUUUGGCUACGUGAUCGAGCUAAUUGUGGCGCACUCCAAGAGCGUCGCGAUUACCUAUGCGUACGCGUCCAAGUUCUGCACCAAGCCGGGCCUCCAUCGCCCGCCGGCGCUGAUGGCCAUGUUCUCGGGCCGCUUUUGGAUGUCGCGCGUCUAUGAACGCGCCGACGAGUUCGAACCUUCGUUCCAGCAAAAAGGGCACUUUGAGCGCCAGAUUCCGACGCGCAACGGCAUGCGCGCUGUCCAAAUGACGCGCGAAGACUUUAUCGCCGGCUGCGAAUACCCCACGCCGCAGCACGCCGCGCGCCUCCCGACGUCGGUGCAGGUGCUGAUCGUGCACGGGACCGACGACAAGGUCGUGCCGGUGGUCGAUUCGGCCGGUUACAUGAAUGCGCUCACUGCUCAGCCGACACGCCGCCCGGGCACGGUCCAGCUCCAGAUGAUCGAGGGGUGCGACCACAACUAUUCCGGUGCGUACCGUGCGAAUAUGGUCGAACGCGUGCUAAAGUGGCGCGCGACGUGCCUCGCGGCGCAGCAGCACGCGCCGGCCGCGCCUCCCUCGUGGACCGCAGGGACGCGCGGCUCGCGGGGCGCGCUGAUCGUCGUUGAAGGCCUCGAUCGUGCGGGCAAGUCGACGCAGGUUGCGCGCCUCGUCGACCUGCUGCACGCGCGCCUCGUCAAGUUCCCGGAUCGCACGACCGAAAUCGGGCAGAUGAUCAACGCGUACCUGACGAAUGCGCGCGACACGCCCGACGAGGCGAUCCACCUGUUGUUCUCCGCGAACCGCUGGGAAGUGAUGCAGAGCAUUGUACAGACGCUCUCUUCCGGCCAGUCGGUGGUAUGCGACCGCUAUGCGUUCUCCGGCAUUGCCUACUCGCGCGCCAAAGGCCUCGACCUCGGCUGGUGCCUCGCGCCGGACGUCGGCAUCCCGAUGCCGGACCUGACCCUCUUCCUUGACCUGGACGAGGCGACGGCCGCGGCGCGGAGUGCGUACGGCGAGGAGCGCUACGAGAAGCUGGCGUUCCAGCGCGUGGUGCGCCAGACCUUUGCCGACGUCGAGCACCUCGUGCAGGCCGGCGGCGGCGUCUGGACGCGCGUCAACGCCGCCGGCACGCCGGACGAGGUGUACGACGUGGUGCGUGCCGAGGCGCAGCGUGUGCUGCAGCGCGUGCAACACGACCACGCGUCGUUGCGCCCACUCGCUCUCGACAUGCUGCCGCCGGCCGAGCCACAGAGCCAACAACGCCCGAGUCUAUAG
This is a messenger RNA of Malassezia japonica, 1593 nucleotides long. RefSeq names its product dTMP kinase (gene CDC8). Gene Ontology annotation, cellular component: cytoplasm; nucleus; cytosol. Gene Ontology annotation, molecular function: nucleoside diphosphate kinase activity; dTMP kinase activity; ATP binding. The transcript is spliced from 4 exons. Bases 1 to 1593 code for a protein of 530 amino acids. Gene Ontology annotation, biological process: dTDP biosynthetic process; dUDP biosynthetic process; dTTP biosynthetic process. Lineage: Eukaryota; Fungi; Basidiomycota; Malasseziomycetes; Malasseziales; Malasseziaceae. The record is from RefSeq and is a predicted model, not a curated record.